AUGGCGCAGGCGUGCAGUAGCAUAUCAGGAAGCGACCAGUGUCACACAAAACGAGACAAGUAUUUGAGCAAAACAAAAGGUGAUAAGGAGAGCGUCGACUAUUUAGCGACCGCCGGCUACCGAGUUGAAUGGAGCCGUUGCGAACUCGUCGACCGCUUCACUACACAUUUUAGAAUCGACGCGAUAACACUGCAGGUACGAGUGGUGUGCUUCUCGCCAGAACGUCCAUUAAUUUCCACUAAACCACUAGAGAGUACAGAUCAAACAAGUGGACGAGCUACCACAGUUACGGACCACACUGCCGGCCAAUUAUGUGACAACGUGGACGAAGAACUCAAGAGGGUAAACAAUGCGGGGGCGAUCCGUAACACGGUAGUGAUGACCCUCAUAGUCCUCCUGGGAGGCGCGAGUUGGGAGGGAUCUGGUGUACAUGACUUGUUGUUUCAUAUGACAUCUAUGAGUGUAUCUGAAGCUAUUGAGGACGCAACAGCACAAGCAUCGAAGUCAGAACACGUACAUUUUAUAACGGAUCCAUUACAAAGUCUGUAA
Messenger RNA from Spodoptera exigua (beet armyworm), 549 nucleotides. The record is from the annotation of a GenBank genome assembly. Lineage: Eukaryota; Metazoa; Arthropoda; Insecta; Lepidoptera; Noctuidae.